This is a messenger RNA of Dicrocoelium dendriticum, 1467 nucleotides long. Lineage: Eukaryota; Metazoa; Platyhelminthes; Trematoda; Plagiorchiida; Dicrocoeliidae. The record is from the annotation of a GenBank genome assembly.
AUGGCGAUAAUCAACGGGGUCAAAGGCAUCAACAGGGUGACUGUAUCUUUGGUUAAUUCAGAAUCGCGAUACCGUUCCGUUAUUUCCAGCUAUGUCGGAGCUAUGGAUCAUGCUUCUAACCUGACGGAAGCUGAUAUCCAACAUUCUGAUUAUGUAACCACCUACGGGAGCUUCACUGAGAUGGGUAUCAGACCGGAGUUGUUGAAAGGCAUCUACAACUAUGGCUUCGAGCGGCCCUCACUGAUUCAACAGAAGUCCAUUCGUCCAAUAAUCGACGGCAAAGAUAUCAUUGUACAGGCCCAAAACGGUACUGGUAAAACCGCAACUUAUAGCAUUGGCUCACUCCAGAGGAUCUCAGGGGAAAUACGGAAAACCCAAGUUCUUGUCCUUUCUCCUACAAGAGAGCUCGCUAACCAGAUUCAUCGGGUCAUGUCUGCCCUAUCAGAUUACCUACCCAUUCGGUGUGUUGCUUGUUGCGGUGGACGUAGCAAUGUGGCACAGAUGGCCAAAGAGUUGUCCAAAGGAGCCCAUGUCGUCGUUGGUACCCCGGGGCGUGUACUCGAUAUGGCCCGACAUGGAUCACUGCGCCUAGAUGCGGUACAAACAUUCAUUUUGGAUGAAGCAGAUGAGAUGUUGAAUCGCGGUUUGCGCGAUCAACUCGUGGCUAUAUUUCAGCAACUACCAGCGACAGGCCAGUUGAAUCAGCGAAUUGAACGGCGCAUGCAAGUAGUCAUCGUUUCUGCCACUCUUCCACGUGAACAUUUAGAGCUAAUCCACCAAUUCACUCAAUCUCCUGUUCGUAUUCUCGUUCCUAGAGAUGAGCUCAGUCUCGCUGGAAUUCGUCAAUUCUACAUUGAUGUCGGUUCGGAGGAGUGGAAGUUUGAAGCACUUGGGGACAUUUUUGCGAGCAUUUCUGUGUCACAAACGGUCGUGUUUGUGAACACUAGACGAAAAGUGGAUUGGUUAUCCCGCCAACUUCGUCGGGACAGCUUUACCGUAGAAGCUGUUCAUGGCGAACUGGAUCAAAGUAUGAGAGAAACAGUGAUGGAGCGUUUCCGUUCUGGCGCCAGUCGCGUCUUGGUGAGCAGUGAUGUGUGGGCUCGUGGUAUCGAUGUUCAGAAUGUGGGUCUUGUCAUCAACUAUGAUUUGCCAUCAACACCCACCGACUAUCUGCAUCGUAUUGGGCGAUCCGGCCGUUUCGGGCGUCGUGGGCUGGCUGUGAGUCUUGUCACUGGGGCCGAAGAUCAGAGCAAGCUGGACUCGAUCGCACGCUACUAUCGCAUUGCUAUAGAACCGGCGCCAGCUGCUCUGGACAAACUGAUGCUCGACUUGAUUCCGACAGUGCACGGAUCCCGAGUGGUUGCUGAAUCGGACAGUGGUGUUCCUACUGCCCCCAUUGACAAAAUGAUUCUUGCCUGUAAAAAGAAAAAGAAAAGAAAGCAUAAAAAGAAAAAGAAAACUUUAUAA